Molecule: messenger RNA, 339 nt
Organism: Porites evermanni
Lineage: Eukaryota; Metazoa; Cnidaria; Anthozoa; Scleractinia; Poritidae
Source: the annotation of a GenBank genome assembly
AUGUCAACAAUACUACAAUCUGCAGAACAAGGAACAGCUGGGGUUGUAAUCUGGGGAGUCCACCAUUCUGAGGCCACCAAGACUGACUGCAUUGAAAUAAAGAACUACAUUGACAAUUUUCUGGGACCUCUUGUUAAAAGCAUCACCGCUAUAGCGCAGAAUUGCGGUCAGGAGUUUUGCAAUUUACAUGGAAGGUGUAAAUUUCAGUUAAAUCCUGAUUUAUAUUUGAAAGCGUCAAGUCUUGAGGUUAACCUAGAUUUUUUGUCUGAUCAAUGGAAAUUUUUGAGCUGUCGUUGCUAUAGUGGAUGGAGUGGAGAAGACUGCAGGCACCACCUUUAA